Molecule: messenger RNA, 3025 nt
Organism: Cottoperca gobio
Lineage: Eukaryota; Metazoa; Chordata; Actinopteri; Perciformes; Bovichtidae
Gene: pik3ap1
Product: phosphoinositide-3-kinase adaptor protein 1
Exons: 17
Coding region: 188-2755 (855 amino acids)
Cellular component (GO): cytosol
Molecular function (GO): signaling receptor binding; phosphatidylinositol 3-kinase regulatory subunit binding
Source: RefSeq, a predicted model, not a curated record
GGGGCAGUGUCACCAAAAUCAGGAAACUAAGUGUAGCUAUUUAUACAACUGAGCACAGGGUUAUAGUUGGUGGAAGUUUCAGUUGAAGAGAAAAGCAGCUUGAGUCAACUUGAGAAACCAAAAGGACGUAUUUGUGCAAAUGGUGCUUAUCGUGAGGUGAUUUUGUGCACUUUGAGGCUUCACAACCAUGGAAGAACCCGUCUCAAGUAAUAAAUCAGCUAAAUCUGAAUCCCAUUCAUCUCAUGAGCUGCUAAUACUGUACACAGCUGAGGCACAGGAAUGGGCAACAUAUUUGCAGCAGAUCUUGAAAUCCUCCAGAAAAUUCCGCAAAAUGUCUAUUUUGCUGCACGCAAUCGACCCAGCCGAUCAGCUCCACGGAUAUGACUUUGAAUAUUUCCAAAGCUGCAAGAGCAUUGUGCUGCUCCUCACGGGAGUGAUCCUGGACUUGCUGUGUGACCCUGAACUGCACAGGGCACUUCAGAGCCUCCUUAAUCCUCCACAUAGAGUGGUGGUGCUGCUGUGCGGCGUGUCGGAGGAUGACACACUGACGGAGAGCUUCAGAGACUGGCAGAGCUGGAGAAAACUCUACGCCGACGACGAGCCCGGGGUCUACAUUUCCACCAUUAUGGAGUCCAUCACUGAGAGUAGACUAGCGGAGGCGGAACAUGAGAGUGAAAGUGUAGCUGCAGCGAGGUUGCACAUCACAGCAGCCUCUCCAGCUGAAACUAACACCACUGAUGAAACGGAGGAAUUGGUGUCAGAAGAGCAACAAGAAAUCGUCCUGACGGAUGAAGAAGCGGUGAGCACGGGGAUUUCACCAAGGGAGGAACUUGGUACACCCACGCACCUCACCUGUCUCACCGUUCAACCAGACAGAGUUCUGUGUGGGGGACGGGGGAGACUUUUUAUAAUUUUAACGCAUAAAGUAGAUGAUCAGUCUGUACCGGAGGUGGAGUUUUCAUCUGAAAAUAUGCCUGCAAAAAGAGUCCCAGGAACUGUGGAGAAUGAAUACACGAUAAGUGUGACUGCACCUGAUAUGCCUGCUGGAGUGGUAUCACUCGCCAUGUACGCUGACAACCUCUCUGUCAGCUUGAAGCCCAUCACAUAUUAUACCAGUAUGGGGGAAGUCAGUCGGUAUAUUGAAAAAGCUGCUGAUCCUGUUAACUUCAUCUGCCAGGCCUUCAACUUGACGUCCAAUGCAACUGAAUCCCUGGACAAAAUGUUAACUGACUCGUUAAAAUCCAGGAUGCCUGCAACUAGUCUUCAGCUGUUUGGAAUCAGACAGAUUGAAGAAGACAAUAUGACGGCAUAUCAGCGUAAAGAGGAGCUUCCCACGCUGCUCCACUUUGCUGCUAAGUACGGCCUGAAGAAGCUGACCACCCUUCUCCUUCAGUGUCCUGGAGCUCUGCAGGCUUACAGCGUGAUGAACAAGUCUGGACACUACCCGAACAAGCUGGCAGAGAAGAGUGGCUUCUCUGAUCUCAGACAGUUCAUGGAUGAAUUUGUUGAGACAGCAGACAUGCUCAAGUCUCACAUCGUGGACUCCAUCAACACAGAGGAGGAUGUAGAGAUUUAUGAGAUGAUGUCAACUACCUCUCAAGACAUCAUGAUGAAGUACUCGGGUUGCUCAGAGGACAUAUAUGAGUCGAUGCUGGGCAUUGACCCUGAAUGUGCAGAGGACCUAUAUGAGGUGAUGAACCCCGAGGAAGCUAUGCUCAGAAAGUUCUUUCAAGCAAAACCACAUGCCAGUGUAAACCAGAACAACGAGGAGCAUCUGAAAAUUGAGGAAGAGGAAAAAGACAAUCCUAAUGAGUUCGAUCAAAUCGAAGAGGAGGAUCCUUACAACCUGUGCCCAGAGGACAUCUAUGAUACUUUGGAUGAUAACCUCACCUAUGAAUCAGGAAUCCUGAACCGUCCACCAGCCCCCAUCCCCAGAUCUGAGUCCGAGUCUGAGCUUGAUAAGAAUAUGACCGUCAUCUCCAGAGUAUUUACAGAUAAAGCUACGCCCCAGAGUAAAGCGAUGGGCAUGGGAUGUCCUGCAGCUCGGCCGGCGGAGGAGCCCCCCUUACCUCUGUAUGACCCCUACGCUGGGAUGAAGACACCUGGACAGAGACAGCUCAUAUCUCUGCAGGAGAAGGUGAAGGUGGGGGAAAUUACUGUAGAUGAGGCCGUCCAAGAGUUCCAGGCCUGGCAGUUUGACCAUGAGCGGAGGUCCGGCUCCAUACGCUAUCAGCAGGAAAACCUAAAGAAAUUAAGAGAAAGCAUCACCAGACGUCACAAAGAGAGAGAGAAGAGUGGAAAAGAGCUCGAUUUUGAGAUAAGUGCUCCGAUGCAGAGGAACUUAUACUGGGGCACAAAUGUGACCAUGGAGUGUUCUGUGUACGAGCCAGCACCCAGAACGGCGGCGGUGCCGCCUCCUCCAGCGGCUCAUCUUAUCCAGAGAGGCGGCUGGAAGACUGGAAGCACGUCCAGCACAUCCAGCACUGAGAGCAACAGACUCAGCACUCACAGCACCUUCAGCUACAGCAGCGGGACAGAGCCUGAAUUUGAGGAAACGUUUGAAAAUGUCCCUCCUCCUCCACGACCUCCGCGGUCGUCUGACACUGCACCCAGGAUUCCUUCACGGAUCCCAGGAAGGGUGCCAGAGAACAUGCUGCACAAGCGCUACAUAUCCUGCCCGACUCGAGCAGUUCCUCAAAGACCCACUGAAAGACACGCAAACUCAGCGCCUGCCUUACCUCGCCGCCUGCGGUAAUCCACACACGUCUAAUUUAAGUUAUGAGUAUUUCAAGAGGGAUGGAGGAGUUACAAAGACCUUUGGAAACAGCCGUCAGACAUGCAGAGAGACAUUUUUUUUUCUUCUGUCUUUUCCGCUUUCAUUAAUUGUAUCAGUGUCCCUGAAGGCCCUGUCACACAUAUCCGUAUGACAGAAACGUAUGCCGGCUCAUACGAAAUAUCGGCAAUAGGUUGAUAUAAAUUAAGGGUAAGUUGUGAUCGUUUGAAGGACGCAGACGAUACGCCGAAC